AAAAAAUAUAAAAAAAAAAAAAAUCCAUUUGUAAGUAUACCAAUUUCUCUCCCACUUGUUUACGAAGAGCAUUUUUAGUGUGAAUUUGGUAAUGAUCGGCCGGCGAUUUUUUUGUGAGUGAUUCGUCGGAGUUUAACGGCGAUGACUGGGAAGAAUAUCGUGGUGGAGUCAUCGGCGGUAAAUGAGAGAAAAGAACUAUCGAGAACGACGACGGCGAUAACGACGAUUACGACGAAGGAGGAUGAGAAACGGGGCGGAGGCGGAAAUCAGCAUAAAAGGAUAGGAGAAGUGGCGGGAGGGACGGCGGCGGAGUGUGCGAUGGUAUGUUGUUGUUGUCCGUGCACGGUGCUGCACUUUCUCCUACUUGCUCUGUAUAAAGUUCCGACGGGACUUUGCCGGAAAGCAUGGAGGAGUAAGAAGCAGAAGAAGGUUUUGAAGAAGAAAAACAGCAUUAACAAUUCUCCUGGUGUUUACUACACGGACGAUGAUAAGGAUUAUUUCGAUGGCGGCGGUAACGUAAACGGAGGAUCAUCGGAAACAGCCGAAUUUGAAACGGAGAUGUGGCACCGAUUUUACGAUGGCGCUGGAUUUGGAAGGAGCUCAUCUCAAAAGGAAUUAGAAGAAGAACAACAACAGCAACAUCAAUGAUUCUCCCGGUGAUUACUAUAUCUACAUCGAUAAGGAUUGUUCCGAUGUAACCGGCGACGGCGAGGAUCAUCGGAAAUGGAGAUCUGGAUGGCAGUAGCUCAUCUCAAACGAAACAACAACAACAACAAGAAUUUCCCGACGACGGCGAUGAUCAUGACGGAGGUUCACCGGAAACGGCCUGAAAUGGAAAUAUCAACUAAUUCAAGGACUGAUGAGAAAAAAAAA
Molecule: messenger RNA, 873 nt
Organism: Solanum pennellii
Lineage: Eukaryota; Viridiplantae; Streptophyta; Magnoliopsida; Solanales; Solanaceae
Exons: 1
Coding region: 142-648 (168 amino acids)
Source: RefSeq, a predicted model, not a curated record